Culicoides brevitarsis is the source of this 611-nucleotide messenger RNA. RefSeq names its product ATPase inhibitor mai-2, mitochondrial-like. Bases 92 to 412 code for a protein of 106 amino acids. Gene Ontology annotation, cellular component: mitochondrion. The record is from RefSeq and is a predicted model, not a curated record. The transcript has 3 exons. Gene Ontology annotation, molecular function: ATPase inhibitor activity. NCBI's taxonomy places the organism in Eukaryota, Metazoa, Arthropoda, Insecta, Diptera, Ceratopogonidae. Gene Ontology annotation, biological process: negative regulation of ATP-dependent activity.
GGAAGAACAUUCACGUCACAUCACAGACCCGAGCAUUAAAAAAUUAAACUUUUGCAUUUAAAUCGUACAAAAAAUCUACUUUUGCCUUAAAAUGUUACCUGUAAAUCGUCAAUUGACUAAAUUAUAUCCAAGUUGCAUGCGCAUCGCAAAAAUGAGCCAAGUUGGAGAAUUCGGAAGCGGCGCCGGCAAAGGAGGCGGCGGCGGCGGAUCAAUUCGUGAAGCUGGCGGAAGCUUCGGCAAAAUGGAAGCUGCUCACGAGGAAGAAUAUUUCCACAAACAACGUCAAGAGCAAUUGCGAAAAUUGAAAGAAAAACAAAUCCAUGAGAAGAGUUUCCGCGAAGAAGCCAUCAAGCAACAUGAGGAUGCCAUUAAGCGUCAUGCUGAAGCCAUCAAGGAGUUGGAAAAGAAAUGAAGUGAACGUUAAAGUCUGAAAAAAUGCGACAAUCGCGUAAUUUGUGCAUUAAUUUUGUUGAAAUUUAGUCAUCACAGUAAGAUUUUGAAUUGUGCAAAGAGACUUUUUUUUAAUUUUAACAAAUUUUUUACUUAUUUUUCUAUUUUGGUUGAACAAAUUUACUUAAAAAUGAAAUAAAUUGCAUGUCAUAAAGUGAAAA